GUUUACCUAUCCGAUUACGAGGACCAUCAAGUGCAAAGGGCAGUGGUCGAGUGGAAGUUUUCUACAAAGGACGAUGGGGUACAAUCUGUGAUGGUGGUUGGGAUACAAUGGAUGCUAAGGUUGUAUGUCGUCAACUUGGUUAUUUAUUUGCUAGAGCUCUUCAAGGGUGGGAAGCUCCUGAUGGAACUGGCCAUAUUUGGUUGGAUGGAGUCGGAUGUACUGGACGUGAACAAAAUUUAAUUAGUUGUUCUCACGGAGGAUGGGGAAUUCAUAAUUGCGGGCAUGACCGGGACGCAGGUGUACAAUGUUCUGCACAAG
This is a messenger RNA of Paramuricea clavata, 318 nucleotides long. NCBI's taxonomy places the organism in Eukaryota, Metazoa, Cnidaria, Anthozoa, Malacalcyonacea, Plexauridae. The record is from the annotation of a GenBank genome assembly.